Messenger RNA from Girardinichthys multiradiatus, 2209 nucleotides. RefSeq names its product chondroitin sulfate N-acetylgalactosaminyltransferase 1-like. The record is from RefSeq and is a predicted model, not a curated record. The coding region runs from base 334 to 1935 and encodes 533 amino acids. The transcript is spliced from 11 exons. Gene Ontology annotation, molecular function: glucuronosyl-N-acetylgalactosaminyl-proteoglycan 4-beta-N-acetylgalactosaminyltransferase activity. NCBI's taxonomy places the organism in Eukaryota, Metazoa, Chordata, Actinopteri, Cyprinodontiformes, Goodeidae. Gene Ontology annotation, cellular component: Golgi cisterna membrane.
CUUCAACCUUUACUUUUACAGAACUGCUUCAUCAUUUCCUUCUCAGCUGUACCUUUUACUCUAUUAAUUUCAAAGAUAAGUUGUUUAUGACUGUUGUUGUCCAAGUGUGACUUCUAUUUCGGAGAAGUUGAACUCAUCAUGGAUCAUCACUCACCAUGACGUAGAUGUGAUGAGCAGCCUCAUGUGAAGAUGUUGCCAACCAGGAUGAUACAAAAGGGCAUAAUGAAAAAACUAGUGGACUACAACAGCUGCACAGGAGCAAUGACCUUUAUGUUACAGAUAGGUGUUUUCUAUUCCUCUAAGUGUUUCUAAACAUUUUAGAGACAAUCCAGAAUGUUCAGACGGUGGCUGCUGGCUCUGAUGGCCCGUAUCAGUCUCAUCACAUUGGGCCUCUGCUGCUUUCUGCUGCUCUUCUACCUCCUGGCCUGUAAACCUUCAUCUCACAGCAAACACCCUUCUCUGCUGUGGUCUGGAGGAGCCACCAGUAAGGAGGGGUACAUGGCCUUGCUGCAGGAGGGAGAAGACUCUCACAGACACUACAUUAGCAGUCUGACGAAGCAGAUAGCGGAGCUGAAGGAGGCUCUGGAGGAGAGGACUCAGCAGCUUCAGGAGUCCCUGGAGAAGGCUAAAAGUAAAGGGAUUCUCCCUCAGGGUCUAGAGAGUCUUCACAAAACCCCAACAAAGUCUGACCUCAAGGAGUUCUUCCGCUCCCAGCUGAACCAGGCUGAGGUGAAUUCAGGUCUGGAGGUGCCCAAUGAAUAUGCGCUUAUCCCUUUCGACACAUUCACCCUGCAGACGGUUUACCAGCUGGAAACGGGGCUGACGAAGCACCCGGCUGAGAGGCCCAUGAGAAGAGACCACAGAGACGAGCUAAUCGGGACAGUGGAGAUGGCUCUGCAUGUCCUCAAUGGACCCCAGCAACAACCAGGCAACCCCAGGAGGAAACGCUCGUACUCCCCUUCAGACUUCAUACAGGGGUUGACUCGCACAGAAAGGAGCAGAGGGACUGUCUAUGAGCUGAUGUUCAAAGAUGACAGCCCACAGGAUUUCGCUCAGCUCGUCCUUUUCAGGCCAUUUGGGCCUUUGAUGAAGGUGAAGAGUGACAGUGUGAAUACAGCCAGCAUUAUCAUCAACAUAAUCGUCCCGCUCUCCGGGAGGGUUUAUGCCUUCAGGCAGUUUGUCAACAACUUCAGAGAAGUUUGCAUCCAACAAGACGGCCAGGUUCACCUCACUGUGGUCUACUUUGGUCGGGAUCAGAUUGACCAGGUGAAGGCUGUGCUAGAUCAGACCACCAGGGAGACUCGGUUCAGAGGUUUCACCCUGAUCCAGAUGAAUGAGGAGUUUUCUCGUGGCCGAGGCCUUGAUGUGGGUGCCAGGGCCUGGAGACAACGGCAGAACGUCUUGCUCUUCUUCUGUGAUGUUGACAUCCACUUCACAGCAGACUUCUUGACUUCUUGUCGUUUGAAUGCAGAAGCUGGUAAAAAAGUGUACUACCCUGUGCUCUUCAGCCAGUACAACCCAUCCAUCAUCUACAGUAAUCACACACUCCUACCUUCUAUAAAACAACAGCUGGUGAUAAAAAAGGAAAAUGGAUUCUGGCGGGACUUUGGAUUUGGCAUGACAUGCCAGUACAGAUCCGAUUUCAUUAACGUUGGUGGGUUUGACCGCAGCAUCAGAGGCUGGGGGCUGGAGGACGUCCACCUGUACAGGAAGUACCUCCACAGCAAGCUGAUGGUGGUUCGAGCUCCGUCCCGAGGCCUUUUCCAUCUGUGGCAUGAGAAGAGCUGUGCAGAUGAGCUUCCUCCAGACAAGUACAAGAUGUGUAUGCAAACCAAAGCCAUGAGCGAGGCCUCGCACGGCCAACUGGGGGAGCUCUUAUUCAAAGAGGAGAUAGAGCUCCAUCUGAACUCCCAGAAAAAGAUCAAAGAGAUCUGAUGAGGACCAUCAGACAACAGGAAGCUGUAAUCAAAUGUGUUUCAGUAAAGUAGAAUUUGGAAUUAAUGUUGUAUGUUAGAGUCCCUAAACCUUUGUUUUUCCUAAUAAAAAGUAAAACGCUACACAGAUUUUUAUUUACUGUGUUAGGAGAAGAAGUGGCUUACUAUAGGUUUCUACUUCUUUCCAUUCCUUUGAGUAGGUGAAUAUUGUAUAUUAGUACAUAUUGCUAUCUGUAGUUACGUUCAAUAAAAAUUUUAAAUGAAAUGAAAUGAAA